Fusarium odoratissimum NRRL 54006 is the source of this 3025-nucleotide messenger RNA. RefSeq names its product murein transglycosylase. Gene Ontology annotation, cellular component: extracellular region; cell surface; fungal-type cell wall. Gene Ontology annotation, biological process: carbohydrate metabolic process; cell wall organization. Lineage: Eukaryota; Fungi; Ascomycota; Sordariomycetes; Hypocreales; Nectriaceae. The record is from RefSeq and is a predicted model, not a curated record. Gene Ontology annotation, molecular function: glucan endo-1,3-beta-D-glucosidase activity; 1,3-beta-glucanosyltransferase activity. Bases 609 to 2678 code for a protein of 689 amino acids. The transcript is spliced from 2 exons.
CUCGUAUUAUCGACGUGGUAAUGCUCUUGGCCUUGGUUCCAGAACAUCUGCGUCACGGGUCCCGCCUUGGCCGGAAUACUAGGGGCCGGUUGCCGGGGAGUCCAGGGCGGAACAUCCGCUAAAAUGGGAAAUUCCAGGUUAUCGGUCCGCAUCCGGUGUGGCUACCUGCCCCCUCAUUCGCUCCUUCCAACUGGGCCGUUACAGUUGCAGCAACGAUUCAUUGACUCUCUUGGGCUCUUUGUACUCUUGUCCUCGUCACUCCAUCUUUUUUCCUCUCUUCAGCUCCGUCUCUCGCAAUAACAAGGCAAAAAGAAAGAUUCGGGUCGGUCGGUCUUUUUGUUCCACUCGCUCAACUUGUUUGUUCCUGUUCCUUGCGCUUCUGCAACUCUCUCGUUUCAACUGCAAAUUAUAUCUCGCCGAUUGAUCCACCUUCUUCCAAGGUGAUCCCCUUGAGGCGGCACGCCCGCUGCUGGCAUCAUCGAUCCUCUUGGCACUGCCUGCUCUCGAGUUGUUGCAGCACCUUAUCGCUAUCUUUAUCAGUGUCACUCUGCUUGAACCUGCCUGCUCCUCCGCCUGGAUCCAGAUUUAGUAUCCAACCACUAUCCACAAUGCAGAACUACCACGGGGAUCCCUACGAGAGCGAACCGCUCGACUCUCAUAAUCGCUACGAUUCCUCUCCCCGAAGACCCAUCCCUCCUCCCCAUAGUUAUUCACCUUCGGCUGCCCACUACGACGCUCCCCCGAGAUCAAACCACCCAAGCGCACAUCCCGAUUCUUCAUACAGCCGUGUUCAAGGUGGCUACGACGACUAUUCUUCUCACGGUCGCCCAGUUUCGCCUUCGCCGUACGCAGGAUCCGCUGGAUACGACAGUCCUCGACGACCAUCGCCUCAACAAAACGACCACGGUUAUUACGGCAACCAAGGCUAUAAUAACUACGGAGGUGGCGGCGGCGGACACAUGGGGUAUGAUCACCCAAACUCCCAUACAACACCGGGCGCAGACAAUUUUGGAAUGUCUGCAUCUGGUGGUAUGGCAGGAAUUGCUGUUAACGUUGCUGACCGUAAUCCUCGCUAUAGCGGCAUAGGCGCAAUGGAACACUCCAACUUGCCCCCGCCUCCGUCGCGGACUCAGCAAAACCCGUACGGCGGAAACGGAGGCUACGGUCACGGUUACGAUUCGCCUCGUGGGCCACCAUCGGCAGCGACAUCUCACUUCAACGGUAGCGAUCCCUACAUCGAUAACCCAUACCCCGGAUAUACGAAUUCGCGGCACGGCAGCGACAAUCUCGGCGUAGUGAAUCCUAAUGAGAUCGUUGACGAUGGAGACGACGGACUUGUGUAUGGAAAGAGCCAAAGGAACUCAAUGCUUAGCCUUUCCAAUUCCGACCGCGCGAAGAGGGGUGCUUCUGCAACCGCUGCUGCGGUUGGAGGUGGUGCGGCUGCUGGCGGCCUUUUGGGUGGACGAGGCGGAAGCUACGAGAUGAAUGGGGCACGGGAAAAGCCUUACGGUUAUGGCUCAGACGAUAAGGACACUGGGAGGAGUAAGAGGUGCAAGUGGCUCAUCAUCGUCGUUGUGUUCCUCGUCAUCGUUGGCGCUAUUGUCGGUGGUGUCGUUGGUAGCAUGGUGAAUAAUGGCAAGAAAGACGACAGCACAGCGAGUUCGGGAGAGUCAGCUAAGGACGACACGAAGAAGAACGGCGAUCUUGGCAAAAACAGUGCCGAGAUCAAGGAUCUUCUCAACAAUCCCGACCUCCACAGAGUCUUUUCUGGCAUGGACUACACCCCUCUCAACUCGCAGUAUCCCGACUGUAUGCAUAACCCACCUUCUCAGAACAACAUCACUCGCGACGUCGCCGUGUUGGGUCAGCUUACCAACAAGAUUCGACUGUACGGAACCGAUUGCAACCAGACGCAGAUGUUGAUUCAUGCUCUCGACCGAUUGGAACUCAAGGAUACCAAGAUCUGGAUGGGUGUUUGGCUUGACAAGAACGAGACAACCAACGAUCGACAGAUGGCACAAAUGUGGGACAUCCUGGAUGAGUAUGGUGAUGCUCCUUUUGAGGGCAUCAUCAUUGCCAACGAAAUUCUCUUCCGUGAGGAGAUGAACAUCACCACAUUGGCCAAGAUCUUGGACGACACCCGCACGAAGCUCGACAAGAAGGGCCUCAAGCUCCCUGUUGCUACCUCCGAUUUGGGCGACGACUGGACAUCUGAGCUUGCUACGGACAGUGACUAUAUCAUGGCCAACAUCCAUCCCUUCUUCGCCGGAGUUGAGGCAUCCGAGGCUGCCGCUUGGACUUCCAACUUCUGGAAGACCAACAACGGAGAUUUCUGGAAGACGGACACGAAGAAGAACAUCAUUUCGGAAACAGGCUGGCCUACCGGAGGUGGCACCAACUGUGGCUCAGCCGCAACAUGUACCAAAGGAUCAGUUGCUGGUAUUGACGAGCUCAACACCUUCAUGGAUGAUUGGGUUUGCCAGUCUCUCAAGAACGGUACCAACUACUUCUGGUUUGAGGCAUUUGACGAGCCUUGGAAGGAGAGGUACAACACCAAGGGCAAGAACUGGGAGGACAAGUGGGGUCUGUUGACAGCGGAUCGUGAGCUCAAGAAGGGAGUCAAGAUUCCCGACUGCGACGGCAAGACGAUCCAGGACUACAGCAUGUUUUCUUCAUAAAUGACUCGAUGCAUUCACGACAUUGCUCAGCGACGAUUGAUGUCUGAGUUUAUGUCAGCUCUGCGGAUGCGAGGGCAUGUAUUGGAUAUAACCAUCAUCACCUCAACACUCAGCAUUUAAUGUCUUAUCACGGACCGGAGUUACGGAGUAUUAGGGAAAACAGGUAAAAUGUUAUGCCCUUUGUAUGUUUUUUUUUUGUUUCAGAUACGCCUGGCACGAUUGCUUUUUUGUAGACGAUGGAAAUAUUAGGCUGGCUUAUUGUAACGAUUCGCCUUGCGAGAGUAUAUAGUUGAUGGAGGAACGGCUAGGACAAACAAUAUAGGUAUUGGCUCAACGAUUGAUGCGCG